This is a messenger RNA of Dufourea novaeangliae, 1059 nucleotides long. RefSeq lists its product as uncharacterized. Bases 1 to 1059 code for a protein of 352 amino acids. NCBI's taxonomy places the organism in Eukaryota, Metazoa, Arthropoda, Insecta, Hymenoptera, Halictidae. The record is from RefSeq and is a predicted model, not a curated record. The transcript is spliced from 4 exons.
AUGACGACCUUACCUCCGAGCCGUAUUCGUGGCAAAAUGUCCGACGAAUGGCCGCCGAAGCUGACGGAGAACCGGCGAAAAACGUCGUCGAACACCACCACUCUCGUGGGGAACCAUUGGCCGAGGGACACGCAUCCUCCGUACGCCCCAUCGAGGGCUUAUCGACAAGGCGGUGGCAGCGAGUAUGAGAUCAAAUAUGUGAAUGCGAGGACUUCCGACGAAUCUGUCGGCGUGCCUGAGGACACCUACGUUAAUAAGAGUCACGUAUGCUUAAUACAUGUUUAUUUUAACGUUUAUACCAGUGUGACCACCACUACGAAUCUACGUAAACUGAAAGCUUCUUCCCCGUUGCUACAGAAUCACCCAGACGAAUCAGUGCCCGUGAACAUCGUCCGGAGGCAUGAGAACACGGGGUUACGCGAUAACUACCAACGUUUCAACGACUACGCCGACAUGUACGCGCCCGAAACGUUGCAGAAGUUGCGCAGGCUGAAGGAGCUGCAGAUGAAACGGGACAUAAACGAGAGAUACUACUCGCAGGAGAUCAAACGACUGAUCGGCGAGUAUUAUUUCGCCAAGAGGAUGCCCUCCCCUCUAUUGAGGCCCCAAGGAAAAAUGCAGAGCGCCAGCUUCCAGCAUCAUCCUGGACAUCGAGCAAGAAAUAAUAUCGAACCGUGCGGCACCAUGACGACAAUCACGCGGCUGGAUUGCGGGUGUAUUCAAGAGACAUCAAGGCCGAUUUUCACGACGGCAAGGGGUCGCGUUCAACGGAGGAAUUGCAGCCAAUCACAAGACGAGGUGCUUUUGAAAUUGACGUCCUCGAGCCCGCGGGAACACUUGUCCUUGACGAUCGAUCCGCGAAACGAUCGUCAACAACGGGUACAAUCGAAGAACCGGUGUACGUACGAGAAAAUUACGCCGAACGGCGACGGUGGAUUCGUGACGGAAACGGAGAACGGGAAACAGAGCGACGACGAGGAACAGAAAAUUGAACGAGUCAGGAAAAAUGGGACGCCUAAUCGAAAGUUCAGCGACACCUCAGCGACCACUAUUCAUUGA